This is a messenger RNA of Ostrea edulis (European flat oyster), 952 nucleotides long. Its product is annotated as CD209 antigen-like protein 2. The coding region runs from base 413 to 898 and encodes 161 amino acids. Lineage: Eukaryota; Metazoa; Mollusca; Bivalvia; Ostreida; Ostreidae. The record is from RefSeq and is a predicted model, not a curated record. The transcript is spliced from 5 exons.
ACAUGUAGUAAUCACUUUCAUUGGACCGAUAAUCUUAAUAAGGAAUGAAAAAUAUGCCAGGGUGAAGCGUUGCAGCUUAUACUGAUAUAUUUUCAAAACUGAAAAUUUAUUAUCUACAUUAGCAUACUGCUUUCAUUUCUGUCGGUGAUUAGCCAUUAGAAUAAAUUACACUUAUCAAGUAGUUCUGUAUUCAUACGCGCAUUGUUUAAACUUUGUUACUAAUAUGUUUCUCACGAUGUUUAUAAUUUUGAAAAUCUAUUUAUCUUCGUCACAGGGAAUAUUUGGAAAUUCAAAACGACAUACCCGACUGUGACACCCUUCUGUCAGUUAAGAUACUACAAUGUUAAAAAGGAUUACAGCUGAUUCAGGAGAAGUACUACAGGUCUAACAAAGACCAGACUUUAUCUACUGCAUGUCUGUAAGAAUGAACUGUUCUUGUCUUAUCAUAUUUUCAUUGGUUUUGGAAGUUUUUUCGCAUCUGGAAGGAUGUCAUGUGGGCUGGACGCAUUUUCAGGACAAAUGUUAUUUUUUCAGUCACACCACAGCCAGCUGGUUCGAUGCUGGUGAGGCAUGUACACAGUUCCAUUCUAAACUAGCAGAACCCAGAAUAGUUACGGAGUCUAACUUUCUUAAGAGUCAAAGCCAAUUCCUUAAUGUAAACAUGUGGAUUGGAAUAUCAGACAUUAUCAAAGAAGAUCGAUGGGAGUUUUCUUCUACACAAGAGGUCGUUAAAAACACCGAAUUCGGUCCUGGGGAACCUAAUGCUUGCACUGCAGAGAACUGCGUGGCUCUCUGGAAAGAUUUCCAUGGAAUGUGGGUGGACCUUGCAUGUACAGAACGUCUGAAUUUCAUCUGUGAAGCGGAUGCUGUGUCUGAUUUUGGAGCUCUCAUUGGUUGAACACUGCCAUGUAACGAAUUAUAUCAACUCCGGAAAUAAAUUAAUGAACAGGAA